GGCAUCAAAUCUGUGUUUACUCCUCCUCCAAGGAGAGGGCGUAAAUGACGAUGAAGCUCUCCCCCCUCUCUCUUUCUCUCCUCGGUUUCAUCGCUCAAAACUAACCCUAAUACCAUUUAUAAACCUCGACCCCAACCCUAAUUCCUAUGCCAUUGCCAAUCCUCUGUCUGCAAGUCCAAGGUUUUCUCUGCUACUUCUCUCUGAGCCUCCUCAUUUUGGGGGAUUCUGAGCGGUUAAGGCUUGAAUUCUGCUUUCGGCUUUGGAUUAGAUGAUUCCUCUGAAUUUUUAUUGAAAUUGAGAAAUUUUCUCGUGAAUCUUGGUUAGCUUGUGAUUAGAGUAACUGUUCACUCGAUUUUGAUAGAAAUUUAAAAAAUUUAGCGUGAGCCCCUUGGUUUUUGGCUCCGCUUUCAGUGAUUUUAUCUGCAUUUUGAUCGAAGGUCUGGAAAUUUAGGCUGGACUUCUGGAUUAGAUUCGAUCCUGGUGAUUUUUUUGCAUUUUGGACGAACUCUGGUGAUUUAUGCUUUAUUCAUAGCUUGAUUCCAGUGAUCUUAUCCGCAUUUAAUUGGAACUUGAGCUGUUUACGUUUGAGUCCACGUUUUCUCUUGCGUUCUGCAUUAGACAAGAACCUAGGAUCAAAACUCAAAUCUCAGUUUUAGCUUUGAUUUCGAGGAUAUAUCCGUGGCCAUGGCAUCUUCACUCCCUGCAACAUCAGCUGGUGCAUCAGGAAUUGCUUCUUUUGCUUCUGAGAAGCCACAGAAGCAUCAACAAAAGGUUCAAGGCAAUGCGUCAUUUCCGGCAUCUUUGAAAAAUAGGCCUUCUUUGCUUCGAUAUAGCGGACCAAAUAGGAUCCUGUCAACUGUUUGGAGAGCCCAACUAAAUGAGGUUGCUGUUGAAGCUUCGAAUGCUGUGCCAACCACCUCCAAGAAGUCAGAUUCGCCAUUGCCUAAAGAUGAAGACAUCAAGCCAGCUGAGGAGACUAGUCCAAAGAAAACAGUCUCUGAGGCCUCCAUAAACGCUUUUAUGGCUGAAGUGGCAAACCUUGUGAAACUUGUAGACUCAAGAGACAUCAUGGAACUGCAAAUGAAGCAACUCGAUUGUGAGCUUACAAUAAGGAAGAAAGAAGCUUUGCCUCAGCCACCACCGGCUCCUGCUCCAGUUAUGAUGCAUUCUCCUACUCAAUACAUGAUUCCCCAACAGAUGCCACCUUCUCAGCCUGCUCCUCCUCCUCCUGUGCCUGCUAGUCCUGCUUCUUCCUCUGGUUCAGCCCUUGCACUUCCUGUUCCUUCUGGUAAGAGCAGUAAAUCACCACCACUUAAGUCUCCAAUGGCCGGGACAUUUUACCAGAAUCCUGCACCUGGAGAACCUCCUUUUGUGAAGGUUGGGGAUAAAAUUCAGAAAGGGCAAGUUGUAUGCAUCAUCGAAGCUAUGAAACUAAUGAAUGAGAUCGAAGCUGAUCAAUCGGGAACUGUUGUGGAGAUCAUUGCUCAGGAUGGGAAGCCUGUAAGCGUUGACACGCCUCUCUUUAUCAUUGAGCCAUAAAGACCUUGCCCUUCUAUCAUUCCAUGUAAGUUGAGAAAGCAUUGAUCUUCUUUUAUAUUUCUUUUAGAAGUGAAGAUUUUAGGUUUUAGUAAUCCUUCUUCAUUAAAUUGAAUCAUUAUAUUUGUAGUAAUAUCAGUGGUCAUCAACUAGAGUAUCUUGAGUUUUUUUCAAAUCUCUUAUUGUAAUGUCUUGUCUUAGAAUUUUCGGAUUCUCCAACGAGCAAUCCAAUUCCAUAUGUAUUGGUGAAACUCUGCCAUUAAAUGUUUUUUUCUCCAGCUC
This is a messenger RNA of Amborella trichopoda, 1818 nucleotides long. NCBI's taxonomy places the organism in Eukaryota, Viridiplantae, Streptophyta, Magnoliopsida, Amborellales, Amborellaceae. The record is from RefSeq and is a predicted model, not a curated record.